This is a messenger RNA of Acanthaster planci (crown-of-thorns starfish), 4567 nucleotides long. Its product is annotated as guanine nucleotide-binding protein subunit beta-1. Lineage: Eukaryota; Metazoa; Echinodermata; Asteroidea; Valvatida; Acanthasteridae. The record is from RefSeq and is a predicted model, not a curated record. Gene Ontology annotation, biological process: signal transduction. Gene Ontology annotation, molecular function: protein binding.
AGACGGGUUUCCUUGCCAAAUCGGAGUGGGCACCGCACCCUGAAUGUUACGGCCAUUACUGGAAAUAGUAAAAAUUACUGAUCGAGAGGUAAACCUUCUAAUAAAGAACGAUUCUGGACGGAAAUCGACUAAAGGAGGUACCCGGAGUGAACAGCACCAUUUAGGGGAUCUGUUUUUUUUCCAGAUCAUUGCCCAGGGCCUACCUGGACACACCUUUUUUAUUAACCCAGAUUUGAUAAAUUUAGCAAGCUAUCACAAUGUCGGAGUUAGAACAACUAAGGCAAGAGGUUGACAUCCUCAAAAACCAAAUACGAGAUGCCAGAAAAGCAGUCAACGAUAGCAGCCUUGGUACCAUCACGUCCAAUAUGGACUCGAUAGGACGGAUCCAAAUGAGGACUAGACGAACACUUCGAGGCCACUUAGCCAAAAUCUAUGCCAUGCACUGGGGGUCAGACUCGAGAAACCUUGUGAGUGCGUCACAGGAUGGCAAAUUGAUAGUUUGGGACUCUGUGUCAACCAAUAAGGUCCAUGCAAUUCCCCUGAGAUCCAGUUGGGUAAUGACCUGUGCCUAUGCGCCAUCAGGUAGCUUUGUGGCAUGCGGCGGGCUGGACAACAUCUGUUCAAUCUACUCCCUCAAGACGAGGGAAGGCAACGUCCGCGUCAGCAGAGAAUUGCCAGGGCACACCGGUUACCUUUCAUGCUGCCGUUUCAUCAAUGAUAACCAGAUUGUAACUAGUUCAGGAGAUAUGUCAUGUGGCCUUUGGGACAUAGAAACAGGGCAGCAGACGACAGGUUUUACUGGACACACAGGCGACGUCAUGAGCUUGUCGGUGUCCAACGACAAUCAGACAUUUGUCUCCGGCGCUUGCGAUGCCUCUGCAAAACUAUGGGACAUAAGGGAAGGCAACUGUAAGCAGACGUUCACCGGUCAUGAGUCAGACAUUAAUGCCGUAACAUUUUUCCCAAGCGGCACUGCCUUCGCCACUGGCUCGGACGAUGCCACCUGCCGGUUGUUCGACAUCCGGGCGGACCAGGAGCUCAUGCUGUACUCCCACGACAACAUCAUCUGCGGCAUCACGUCAGUAGCUUUCUCAAAGAGCGGCCGCCUCCUGAUGGCCGGCUAUGACGACUUCAACUGCAACGUCUGGGAUUCUAUGAAGGGAGAGCGCGCAGGUGUUUUGGCUGGCCACGACAAUCGCGUCAGCUGCCUGGGUGUGACCGAUGACGGCAUGGCAGUAUGCACGGGAUCCUGGGAUAGCUUCCUCAAAGUAUGGAACUAGAACCAGUCGACACGCACUUAACAUAAAAAACAAGAAAACAAGGAAAAAAAAAAAAACUCCCAAGAGCAAUAGGGGAGGGCACAUACCCCUUGACCAGCCAACGAAAGGGGGGUUGGGGGACACACUCUUAACCCCUCUCAAAGCUGCGAUGAUCAGUCCCUGUCUGCACGAACCCUCAAAAGCCAGUGGUUGGGGGCGGGGCUCCCCCCCUUGCUGGGGGUAGGUGGAGAGAGCCGAGUAUUGCUUUGGACCCUCGAUAACGAGCGUGUAUUGCAAACCGUGCACGUAGUUGGUUAACCAGCCACUUGAUGAUAGGGACAGUAUCUGUGUAGGGACAAUAUCUUGGGAUUUUCUCAAGGGAUGCUAGACUUAAUGUAGAAAUCCCAAACAUUGGGGGGGGGUUCUGUGUGUGUCCGAAUGCCCUGUUCAGUGCUACUAAUGCAGAACCUGCAUCUGUACAAACUGGGAGGUAAAGGAGGUCCAGCGAUGGUGGUUUAACCUUUUAAAAACAAAACCUGUAAUAAAUUAAAAACACCUGUGUAUGAAAUGCUUGAGUGAGCGUUUUCAAGUAGAAAAAUUGGUCUUAAAAAUAGGGGAGGGGGACAUUGUUGAGUUUUUGAAACCUGACAAGAGAGUGGCGUUCAUCUGAAAAACUACCAAAAAAAAAAGGGUCUCUAGUACCUUGACAUAAAAAAGUUCCAGGAAAAAGGCAUGUGAUUUCUGGGACCUGCGGCGGCCUGUGCAUUAGUUGUGUAUAUAUAUAUAUUUUGUGUUGUUCAGUAUGCAGAUUUGAUCUUUCCUCAGAUUGUCACCUGGGUCAAAAAAGGAGCAUCUUGCUCAGUUUGGUCAAAGACGUGCUGACGUCCUCGUUGAUUUAUUUUCAAUUUUGCUCCUCUUUUACAACCCCCAAAAUACCCCCCCCCCCAAAAAAUAGGGACUCUAAACCUUGUAUGACCCUUCCUUCUGGAAGUUUUUCAGGAACGUCCGACAGAUUAUUGACAAGCUUUUUUGCCGGGUUUUUAAAAUAGUAGCUAUAUAUAUAUAUUAAAUGUAGGGGUACGAUAUUUAGUAGCCCAGAAAAACUGACGCAUGUGUCAAACGAUGCAUGUAUAUAUGAUACGUGUUUAAUUUUUUAAUUUUCACCUGUGGUUAAAUGUUGACCAAAAAGUGGGCAUAAAAUGAAAUUGGAAAAAAAAAAGUCUAGAUUUUUCACCACCAAUUUAAUAGUCUAGCAAUCCCACAUAAAUGUAACGAUAACCUGUGCUCAUGUAACCGAAGUUUUUAUUCGUUGAGGAAUUUUUCCCUUUCUAUUUGUUAUCAUUGCAUUUAUAAAAGCAGUGUGAAUGGAUUAUAAAGGUUACUCUUCUAAAAAAACAAAGUGGAAGCGAUAGACAAGAGUAGAAAAAACCUGUAAGCAGAGUCGUGCUUUGGAAACUGUCCUGCUGCUUGUUCAAAUUCAAAUAUUUGGGGGGGGGUGUUGGAAGGAAAAAGGCCCUUGUUACUAGUAAUCAUCGUGGGUUUUUUUGAAGCCAGUCUGAACAAAGGUGGCUGAAAAAAGAAAGAUGCUGGCAUUCAAAGAGCAGGAACGGUCUGGACACGGCCCUGGCUGUAAGCAAUCCAAUCAGGCCGUUCAAGGUAGAUACCGUCUUUGUCCCAGAGCCAACAUCAAAAUAGGUUGUCAUCUGCAGAAUUUGUUUCUUGGAGUUGUGUUUUUGAAGUGUGAAACAUUUUUUUUUUUUUUUUUUUGUUUUUAAAUUCAAAAUGCCCUCAAGCUGACACACACUGUCCUCUUCGCUUAUUUUUUAUGUUCGUUGUUUACUGGCAAUAUUUUCUGAUUUUUUAAUUUACCAACUCUCUUUAAACAUGGCAUUUACACUCACUGUUUUUAGUAUUAACCAACAUCACUUUAAGAUAUGGGCUUUGUUUAUGUCUCAUGGAAAAUCACCACUCCACUUAUGUGUAUCAACUGUGCACUCUUCAAAGCUGUUGGCAUUUUUCCCUUUUUGCAUGCAUUACCCUGCCCACAUAUUUGCUUGUAUCGGGGCUCAUGUUGAAACCGAAAAAAGUGCAAUGAAAAGACUUGGUAGCCAAGAUGGAAGUCAUCAUGCUCCUGGUUGACAACCAAAAAAAAAAAAAACACCUGCGUUGCAUUAGUGGCAUCAUGGGAAGGGUUUUGCAAGCAGUUGCCCUUCAUUGCAGUCCGAGACCCUGGGUAAGAACCUGUACCUUCGCUCUGUAGUGGAUUGAAAAUCUCCUGGUGAAUGGGAUUUAGCAGGUGAAUUUACUGUAUGAUGUUUUUAAAAAAAAAUGAGCAGCUGGUGACAAUGUAGAACUCAUCUUGUAAAAGUAUGUGAUUGUUCUAUUAAUUUUUUUUUUUCGUUAAGUGCACUGGCUACCCUGAAAAAAGGUUAACGUAAGAAUUUUUCUUUUCCAUUUUGGGCACGUACUAGUUAUUAGCUUAUGAGAAAGGGGAUUAUAAAAAACACCUUGCGAAAUCUGGUUUGAAAAAUUGCGUUCAGCUUGGCAUCACAAGAUGAUAUUUUUUUUGAGACCUGCCAGUUUGUUUUGAGUAAAGGAGCCAAAUUCCUGGGGAGAUUAUGUAGUAUUGUCAUUUAUUGCAUAGUUGCGACACAGGAAACCAAUUCUUUGUGUAUUGAUAUGAUGUCUGUGUAUUUAAAAACAGAAAAGUUAAAAGUCAUGAAUUUUAACACUUAUAAAAUAGAAGAAAAACUUUCACACACUACUGCAUAGCCAUGUGGAUUUAGAGAGAUCGUUUUCAUUCAGAACUAGUACAUUUUUUGUAUUAUGGACUGAGAAAGUUAAAAUCGUGACUUACUUGAAAAAUGACUUGAACGUUUUAAGAAUAUCUGUGUAUAAAAACCAAGCAAACCCUUUGUGUGCAGGGAUAUCAAGUGUUUCUGUUUGACCUUUUUUUUCAAGCUGUAGAUAAAGUUACAAAAAAAAAAAUGGAAAAAAAAAUGGAAAUUUUGGAAUGAAAACAUUACAUCUGCUCCACUCAGAGGGAUCAUAAUAUUUGUGUGUGUAUCUUUGACAGACUGAGAAAGGUGGCGUGGCAUGUCGUCUUAAAAAGAGUAUAGGAGGUUACAAACAAAAACCACAAAAAGUCUCAAAAAAAAUCUGUGCGCAAACUUUUGUAGAUAGUGUUCGUAGACAGUGCUGUGUAGUUUGGAUGUCAGCAUUAUUCGGAAUGGUUCCAACGUUCACUAUUGCAUUACUGUUGAUUUACCGACAAAAAAAGAAAACUUAAAAAAAAAACAAAAAAAAAA